Molecule: messenger RNA, 2991 nt
Organism: Closterium sp. NIES-65
Lineage: Eukaryota; Viridiplantae; Streptophyta; Zygnematophyceae; Desmidiales; Closteriaceae
Source: the annotation of a GenBank genome assembly
AUGGCUCGCGAUAGGAGCGUGUGCGUGGAGGCCAACACCGACGACGUACCUCCGCCGCCCAGGGGUCACUCGUCGCUUCGCAGUCAAUUUCGCGAGGCUCCUGCAAGCGCGCAGUCGGUCGCACAAGGCCGGUCGCUGCCGUCGUCGUCGUCCGUGCCGAGCGGCAACGCGCGCUACAUCCGCUCCACCACCACCCCCCCUCUGCGCCGACCCCCGCCCGCGCAGCCUCCUCCAGCUGAGGGGAGCGAUGGCGACGGGAACAGCAAGCCAGAACCCCAAGCGCGGGAGUUGCGCGGCAAGCAAGGCGCGCGCGAGGGUCGCGGGAGCAAGAGGAUGGAGAAUGGCGAAGGGGGAACGCGGGCGCAGGAGGGGGCGGGUGGGGGAGGCGCGCAGGAGAAGGCGGGGGUGGCGGGGGUGGCGCGCGAGGUGCUGUUCGUGAAGGGAAACGUGGCGGUGCACCCGUCCGCGUCGUCCAGUCGCAAGAUCGCGGGGCAGCUGCGCCUCGUCAAGCAUGGCGCUGACGUCUUCCUCAACUGGAUUCCCUACGAGCCCUCCUCGCCCGCAGGCACGCCUAAAGGCAUAGCGCGUGGCAGUCUGCUGUACUCCAUCCGCUCAGUGGCUGUGUCGGAGAUGCGCUCCAUCCGCCGCCACACACCGCCCUUCGGCUGGCACUACAUCAUCAUCGUCCUCACCUCAGGGGUGGCGUUCCCGCCGCUCUACUUCUACGACGGGGGGGUGAAGGAGUUCCUGCACGUGUUGAAGCAGCACGUCAUGCUCGAGCGCUCCCUGGAUGACCCCAACGUCUACAACGUCAACCAGUCCUUCGACCUCCUGCAGCAGAGGAGUCUAGCGCGCCUGCAUCUGUGGGAUCCGCCCUCCACCGACCCCGCCGAACCGCCCGCCUCCGCCAAUUUCCGCUCCAUGUCGCUCCCCGCCGCCCGCCGCCACGCCCCGCCGUUCCGCCCCUCCGCGCCCCCUGCCGCUGCAGCAGCGGCGGGUGGUGCAGCAGGGAGGGGAGGGGCGGGGGCGGGGGGGAAGUACCGUCUGGGCGAGCGCAGUGCGUCGGCGGUGGGGCCGCUGAGGGCCAGCAGGGCGCUGGGCAGUGUGAGCGAGGACGAGGGGGAGGGGGGCGAGGACGCGGAGGGCGCGGAGGGUGGCAAGGGGAAGGGGACCAAGGCAGUGCGGCGGAACAAGCUGCCCCCGUCGCUUGCCCCUCGCAGCACCGCGGUCACUCCCACCGCUUCUGAUGGCGGGGCAGUGGACGCAGAGGAGGGGGGCAAGGAAAGCGAGGGGGGAGGGGAGGGGGGCGAGGAGCAGCAGUACCCGAGUGAAGCAGAGAUGCUGCGCAUGCUGGAGGCCGCUCAUGCCCUGGCGCAGCAGCAGGCCAAGCAGAGGCGAGGGGGGAGGGCGGGGGAAGCAGGGGAGGCGGGGGGCGGGGGAGAGGGAAACGGGGAGCAGCCAUCGGAGGCGGAGAUGCUGCGCAUCCUGGAGGCUGCCAAUGAACGCGCCCUGCAGGACGCUGCCCGUGCCAGGGCGCUCUCCCACCAGCAGCAGCAGCACCACCACCACCACCACCACCGGCACAGCACUCACCGCCAGCAGCCUGCUGACGUGGCAAAGGACAUCUCCAUGCAGGUGCUGGGGGGGUUCUCCGCCGUGACGCGCAUGGCGCGUGGCAUGCUGGCCGCCGCCCCCGCCGCUAUGGGGGAGGCCAUGGGCGGGCUGGGAGGCAUGGGCGGCAUGGGUGGCUAUGAGGGGCGGCUGCUGGGCGGCAGGGAUGCGGAGGAGCGCAUGCCUGCUGCUGACGCAUGGGGGGGCGGGUGGGGGGGGGAGGAGGAGGAAGAGGAGGAGGGCGAGAGUGAGGGCAGCCUGAGCCGCCUUACCACCAUCAAGGGGAGCACGGAGGAGAGCACAGGCGUGGGCGAGUUUGAACUGUUGGACGACUUUCAGGACAAUUCCUCCUCCCUCGUGCCGCCUCGCCCUCUCCUGCCACCACUCUCCGCAGACGAGUGGCGGGGGUAUCAGGACAGUGAGGGGCGGGUGAGCGAGGCGAACAGGGAGGCGGUGUUGCAGCGCAUCUUCUACAGCGGGAUGGACCCACAGCUGCGCUCCCAGGUGUGGCCACGCCUGCUGGGCUAUGUGCCGUGGGAUGCCAGCCACGCGGAGAGGGAGGAGCUGCGGCAGAGGCAGAUCACCGCCUACAACUCGCUACUGCUGCAGUGGCAGAGUAUAAGUGAGGAGCAGGCGAGGCGGUUCACCAAGUACAGGGAGAGGUGCAGCCGCAUCGACAAGGAUGUUGUGCGCACAGACCGGCAUCUGCCCUUCUUUGCGGGGGAGGGCAAUGAGAAUCUGGAGCGGGUGCGCCGCAUCCUCAUCACCUACGCCUUCUACAACUUCGACCUCGGCUACUGCCAGGGCAUGGGAGACCUGUUAGCACCGCUGCUGAUGGUGCUGGGGGACGAGGUGGAGGCGUUUUGGGCGUUCACAGCGUACAUGGAGACCAUGGCGCCCAACUUCCACCGCGACCAGAGCGGCAUGCACGCCCAGCUGCAAGCCCUCUCCCAGCUCGUGCAGCUGGUGGACCCGCCGCUGUACGAGUACCUGGAGAGUGUGGACUGCCUCAACUUCUUCUUCUGCUUCCGCUGGAUCCUCGUGCGCUUCAAGAGGGAGUUUGAGUUCGAGGAUACAUGCCGGCUGUGGGAGGCGCUGUGGAGCUGCCACCUGUCGCAGCACCUGCACCUCUUCGUUGCUGCCGCCGUGCUUAAACGCCACCGCCGCCGCAUCAUGGAUGAACAGAUGGAGUUUGACUCGCUGCUCAAGUUCGCCAACGACCUCAGCUGCCACAUCGACCUGGACGCCGCCCUCAGAGACGCCGAGGCGCUGUGCGUCCUGUCCGGGGAGAGGGGGCAAGCAUGCAUGCCAGUGCCACCACCACCUCUGGAAGAGAUGUUUGAAGGGCCCGAGACAGGAGAAGAGGAAGUGGAUGACUGA